Adineta steineri is the source of this 1407-nucleotide messenger RNA. NCBI's taxonomy places the organism in Eukaryota, Metazoa, Rotifera, Eurotatoria, Adinetida, Adinetidae. The record is from the annotation of a GenBank genome assembly.
AUGGCAAUGGCAAACAACAAAACACAAUGUUUUAUAUGUAACAAAGAUAGAAUAACAUUUCCUUGUGAAGGAUGUUCAAAAAGAUUUUGUUUAAUACAUUUAACAGAACAUCAAAAAAUAUUACAUGAUGAAUUAAAUUAUAUUACCAAUGAAUAUAAUGAAUUUAUACAAACAAUCAAUGAACGAAAACAAAAUCAUUUAUUAAUAAAACAAAUUGGUCAAUGGGAAAGAAAUUCAAUCGAAAUAAUUCAACAAAAAGCACAAGAAUGUAGAAAAAUUGUUGUUGAAUAUUCACGAACAUGUCUUAAUGAUAUUGAAAAGAAUUUAAAAGACUUGAAUGAACAAAUAAAACAAAUUCAUCAAGAAAAUGAAUUUAAUGAAAUUAAUCUAAACUAUUUAACAAAUCAAUUAAGAAAAAUGACAGAAGAAUUCAAUAAUCCAUCAAGGAUUUUUAUCAAACAAGAACCACAAUCAUUUAUUAAUGAUAUUUCAAUUAUCUUAUCAAAAAAACCAAAAUUUAGCAAAUAUAAACAAAAUGCUAUUACUGUGGCUGGCGGAAAUGGAGAAGGACACGAAUUGAAUCAACUUAAUAGCCCUGAAGGAAUCUUUAUUGAUAAAAACAAAAAUAUUUUCACUGUUGAUGGUCUAAAUCAUCGUAUUAUUGAAUGGAAACGUUAUGCAAAGAAAGGAAAAAUCAUUGCAGGUGGAAAUGGCAAAGGAAAUUGGAUGAAUCAAUUAGAUCGUCCAACGGAUGUGAUUGUCGAUGAACAAAAUCAUUCGAUCAUUAUUGCUGAUUCUGGAAACAGACGAGUGAUUCAAUGGAAGAAUCAAAAUCAACGAAUCCUAAUUAAAAAUAUUGACUGUUGGGGUUUAGCAAUGGAUAAAAAGGGAUUUCUUUAUGUUUCUGAUCGGAAGAAGAAUGAAGUGAGACGAUGGAAAAUGGGAGAAUACAACAACGAAGGAAUUAUCGUGGCAGGUGGAAAUGGAAAAGGGGAUCGACUUAAUCUACUCAAUAAUCCUACUUUUAUUUUUGUUGAUGAAGAUCAAUCUGUUUAUGUAUCAGAUUUUAGCAAUCAUCGAGUUAUGAAAUGGAGAAAAGGUGCAAAAGAAGGAAGAAUUGUGGCUGGAGGAAAUGAUAAAGGAGAAAAUCUGAAUCAAUUAUUUUUACCUCAAGGAGUCAUUGUUGAUGAUUUUGGUCAAAUCUAUGUGGCAGAUUUUGGGAAUCAUCGAGUAAUGUGUUGGUGUGAAGGAAAAAAAGAAGGAGAAAUUGUUGUUGGUGGUAAUGGUGAACGAAAUCAACCAAAUCAAUUAAAUGAUCCCUGUGGUUUAUCUUUUGAUGAUGAAGGAAAUCUUUAUGUUGUUGAUGGUUCCAAUAAUCGAAUCGACAAAUUUGAAAUAAUUUUGUAA